Messenger RNA from Bactrocera latifrons, 1029 nucleotides. RefSeq names its product pickpocket protein 19-like. NCBI's taxonomy places the organism in Eukaryota, Metazoa, Arthropoda, Insecta, Diptera, Tephritidae. The coding region runs from base 1 to 1029 and encodes 342 amino acids. Gene Ontology annotation, cellular component: membrane. Gene Ontology annotation, biological process: sodium ion transmembrane transport. The transcript is spliced from 4 exons. The record is from RefSeq and is a predicted model, not a curated record. Gene Ontology annotation, molecular function: ligand-gated sodium channel activity.
AUGCUGGUACCAGGUGUGAGCAAAUUUGAACGCGCUCUUAGCACGAUCGCCUUCGUUGUCGCUUUYAUUCUCCUCGUCUGCAUGUGCCUCUUUCUCGCGUCACGCUUUGCAAAGGGACAAUUCAAGACAGUGGUCGAAAACACACACUUUCCAUUAUAUAAAGUGAAAUACCCUGAGGUAACGAUUUGCAAUAAGAAUCGGCUUAAUUGGUCGCGUCUACUGGAGGCGAAGGAUAAAUUCUUGCUACCGACGCAUCGCAAUAACUCCAAAGAGGAGCUCUUUACYGAAAUAAUUGGACUCUACGACACCUUUAGCUUCGGUAAGUUCGAUCGUUUCGCACAGUUAGAGAAAUAUCCGUUAGAUGAGCUGAAUUAUAUCAAUUUCACUACGGUGGCACGUUUCAUGGCGUGGCGUUGCUGGGAGAUCCUCACGCAUUGCAAAUGGCGGAGUCACGUGUAUAAGUGCUGUGACAUCUUCAUGGAGCGCCGUUCACAGCUAGGUUUCUGCGUGUCCUUCAAUUCUGUGGAAAGGCCUAAAUGGCACAAAAAUGACUCUACCUGGCCUUGGCGUACGGAUAGAGGUGGAAAGUAUGCGGGACUYGCCGUUCAGGUUGUGUUGAACAAGCAACAACAUUUCACAGGCGGUAUUGAUGGCAUAACGGUCAUGAUUGUGGAACCGGACGUCUGGUACUACACCCCAAUGGAUAUUCCCGGUCAGACGCGAACGCGRCUCACUUUAGAUGGUUUCUUUAAUAAAUAUGAAGACGAGACGAGGCGUGUAUCCUCCAGUGAACGUGGUUGUCUGACUCCCUUAGCUUGUAUACAGGAUGAGCAGAAUAGUGAUGACUUCAAGACGCUUCAUGGKCAUCGCUAUCGCUUCGAAAAUUGUCAUUCUCAGUGCCAGCAGGAGUACCUCAUAAAGUAUUGUAACUGUACGUUGGACAUAUUUUUCCCACCCAGCCCUUAUCCGCACUGCAAACUCGUGGAUUUGCCCUGCCUGGCAAAAUAUAACAGUAAAACGAACUUAUAA